Molecule: messenger RNA, 799 nt
Organism: Sciurus carolinensis (gray squirrel)
Lineage: Eukaryota; Metazoa; Chordata; Mammalia; Rodentia; Sciuridae
Product: cytochrome b5
Exons: 5
Coding region: 113-517 (134 amino acids)
Cellular component (GO): intracellular membrane-bounded organelle; mitochondrial outer membrane
Molecular function (GO): heme binding
Source: RefSeq, a predicted model, not a curated record
GGGCGCCCGGCCUGGGAGCUCGGGGAAUGUCCCGGGAGGAGCUGGCCGAGGCGCUGUGUGCUCCACCCGUGACGGCUGUGUGCAGGGCCUGGGAGGCUCGCCUCGCACCGAGAUGGCCGGGCAGUCGGACGAGGCUGUGAAGUACUACACCCUGGAGGAGAUCCAGAAGCACAAGGACAGCAAAAGCACCUGGGUGAUCCUGCACCACAAGGUGUACGAUUUGACGAAGUUUCUGGAAGAGCAUCCUGGUGGCGAAGAAGUCUUAAGAGAACAAGCUGGGGGCGAUGCCACGGAGAACUUCGAGGACGUCGGGCACUCUACCGAUGCCAGAGAACUGUCCAAGACAUACAUCAUUGGGGAGCUCCAUCCAGAUGACAGAUCAAAGUUAGCCAAGCCUUCGGAAUCUCUUAUUACUACUGUUGAGUCUACUUCCAGUUGGUGGACCAACUGGGUGAUCCCAGCCAUCUCGGCCCUGGCUGUAGCGCUGAUGUAUCACUUCUACAUGGCAGAGGACUGAACGACUCUCAGAAGCUGUGGAAGGAAAAGGCUGCUUUGAACAAGGGAGAAAAGAAGCCAGUGUUAAUUACUUCGACUGACAGAAACCUUCGCCUGAAAAAUAAUUUUAAAUAUGUCUGUUUCUCUUUCUUCCUACGUUAGAAACAAAAAGAACUGGUCUUCCUACUCUUAAACUUUUCAAAUGUGCCUUUUUAUCCAUCAACUUUGUUUUGAUGUUUCUCACUGCGUAAUUUACUUAUUGUAAGCAUGAUCUAAUAAAAAUAUAUCUGGCUUUUAAAAUACA